AUGAUCUCUUUUUCCCUAACAAGGAAUCCCAGGGGCCAGAGGCGCCGGGAACGGUCCCCUUUCUCCUCGAGCUACGCUCCAACGACACGAUCCCCCGACUACUCGCGAAACCCGAUUCGACGCAAUCGGAGACGGUCUUCCGAGACCGACCGUGAGCUCAUCUCUCAGGAAGAUCAGGAUGAAGACAUGGACGAUGAAGGAGACAGACUUGAAGAGGAUGGGGAUGAGGACCAAGAGGAAGAGGAGGAAACCAAUGAAGGGGUGGAGGACGUUAGUGACGAAGACGAAGACGGACCUGACGAUACAACACCCCUCCUUCCCAUAUUCUCUGCGGCUCGUCUCGAUGCCAUCCCCGUCUUUGCCCUCACACACGCCGUCCGCUUGCUGGUAAGCUCUCGCUGUGACACUGUCUUGACCUGGGAGCAACUCCGGUCACCCCAGAUCUCACAAUUCCUUGUCAAGCCGAUCGAACAAGAAAUCCGCAUCAACCAUCUGACUGCGGCCACGCAUUAUGCUCUAAUGGCAAAUUGUCUCCAGUAUGGCAAAGAGGCCGCUACGUCCUCUGGCAACAGUGGAACAAACACGACUCGAGCAAUGGUGUGUGAGUUGAUUGCCAUCAAAUUGCUCAAAGACUUUUCCACAAGAGAGCUCAUUGACGCCUUGUCCUAUGACUUCGACCCUCUCCAAGGCCAAUUGGAUGCAAUUCCUCACGCGGAGAACGAACGAAGGCCCACAGCAAACUCCAAAAAACCGGCUCAUCGGCCGGCAAGAAUCUCGUGCUUUGAGAUUGCCAUCCGCGCUCAAGCUAAAAAGUUCCUCUCUCAUCCGAUGGUAGUGAAGCAGCUCGAGGCGAUCUGGGCUGGUACAAUCGUCUUCCACUCUGCGGCCGACAGUCUGCAUCGACCGUUGCCCGCAACGAGUCAAGCGAGAAGUUACGGUACAAAUCACAGCGGUUUGUCUGGAAAGCCCAGCCCCAUAAACACUGAUUCACACGCUCCAAGGCGAGCGGUGACACUGUACGAUCCUCGCGACGCCUCUCUUUUCAAGUUGUCGCGGUUGCGGGUCCCUCGAUACCGCAAUAUCUUGUCUACCUUGUCCUUCGCUGUUCUCCUGAGCUUGUUUGUCGCCGUCCUUGUGAAGCGCUCUCUCGAGAUUACGACUCUCGAAGUCAUCUUCUGGUUCUGGGCUGCCGGCUAUAUGCUCGAUGAGAUUGUUGGAUUCAACGAACAAGGCUUCAGUCUCUACAUCGCUAGUUUCUGGAACACCUUCGACUUGGGAAUCCUCCUCAUCUUGGUCGUCCACUUGGCGCUGCGGAUCUACGGGAUCCUCAUGCCAGAUGUCAGAAAGCACAUGGUGGCCAACAUGGCCUACGAUGUUCUUGCGGCCGACGCCAUUCUACUCUUUCCUCGGCUGUUCUCCGUGCUGGAUCAUUACCGUUAUUUCUCACCCCUUCUCAUUGCUUUUCGAUACAUGGCAGCAGAUCUCAUUGCAGUUUCACUGCUAAUCCUGAUCAGCUGCAGUGGGUUCUUCGUUGCCCUCACAUUGUCGUUCGGCGACAACGGAAUUGAUACUCCCAGCUCGGUAGCUUACGCUCUGCUACAAAUGCUUAUGGGUUUCACGCCGGCUGCCUGGGACCGAUGGGCGGGAUACAACAUUCUGGGAAAGACGAUUCUGACCUUGUUCUUGUUCAUCUGUCACUUCCUUGUAGUCACCAUCUUAAUCACCGUCUUGACUAAUUCGUUCAUGGCUAUCGUCCGGAACGCGAGUGAAGAGCAUCAGUUCCUGUUUGCAGUCAACACCAUCUCUCAUGUCAAAUCCGACGCGCUCUUCUCGUACGUGGCGCCGACAAACAUAAUUCAGUGGCUUUUGGUGCCUCUCAGGUACUUCGUCCCCUUCCGCCAAUACGUCAAGAUCAACCGAACUAUUAUUAAGAUCACGCAUUUACCUCUGCUUCUUUCGAUCUUGUUGUAUGAGAAGACCAUCCUGCAGUGCACCGUCUACGACAGCAUCGACCUUGUGGAGCGCCGCGGGCGCGUGAGAAGAAAGGCGAAGUUUACCCGGCUCAAUCGGGCUCCUUCGAUUGCCACCUUCCGACAGGACAGAGCUCUCGAAGAAGUAUUCAAACAGCCUUUUGACAGUACCAUCAAAAGUGCCCAUCAAAGCCAAGACCGGCGCAAGGCGAGUAAUGUGGUUAGCACAUGGAUGAAUAAACUGGGCGACGACGUGGCAGAGCCGCCGCAGGAGCAAGACAGGCAGAUUGUCGAGAGGCUCGAGGGCAAGCAAACAGCGUUUCGAAGACAGCGCCGGCUCAGUCGAAUUCGCGACUUCUCUCGUCGAACAAUGUCAGUUGUAUCUGACCCGGAGGACUUUAGGACCAAUGCAGGAUUCUCAUCUCCAGGCGAGGCACAUCCCCUGACGGCAACCCUUUCCGCGUUAGAGCAGCCAUCACAUAACACGGAUGCGGAUGGAGAUGAUGAGAUGCCAACAAACGUUGAUGGUGAUGAGGAGGAAACAACCACAUUUGAACAUCGGUCACAAAGCGAUGUAGAGCCUGAGCAACACAACACGGCCCCUGCCGUUCUAGAGCAUCGUGACUACUUCACAACUAAACAAUCGCUAGGAGGCUCUUCUCCCGAGGAAGACCGACCUGUGGCUGCCGUUUCUCAGGCGAAACUCGAAGGGCUUGGCUCAGGGGCCAAUUCACCUUCACGACGCUCUCCCAAGAACCAGCCCCGUCAUCAUUCUCGCAACAUGUCAGUGGCGACCAUGAUCUUUAAGCCCAUGACGGAUUCGAGCACGGACCAGAAUUCAUCAGUCGAAGAGAAUAAACCACCAGCCACCAAGUCACAUCUUUCAGCACCUGGAUCAGGGACUCGCACACCGGUCUCGAAGCCCGGUUCCAGUGGUGCAGGGCAUCGAACGCCAAAGCGAGCAGCAGGUCCGACUCGAAUGCGACCGACACUUGCCACGAAAGACGAACAAGGCUUCCGGUCGACCCCGAAUUUAGCAGGACUGGUGUCACUCAAAAGUCAACAAGCUCAAAUGCGGCGGAAACCAUCACUCGACAUGGAUCUGGUAUCAGACAUUGGCGACAACAGAGCGAUAGGCGGAGGCUACGUUGGAGCACUCCCCAGCUCAUUUGCUGCUCACGUGGGAAAAGGAUCAACCGAGUCACGCCGUGCAAAAGAGCAGAAAGAACAGCAAGAGAUGUUUACUAAAAUUAUGAUGGCUCGGAUGAAUGCCCUUGAGGAGAGUUUCAGGGAGGUGAUUCACGAGAUGAGAGACCAUAUGAGACACGAUGAUGACGCAAGCAGGAGUCGUGGAGGGGGGGCAAGUACAAAUGGCCACAAGGAGAGAACCCGGGAGAAAGAAAUCGAUCGAUCACACUCGGCAAGCAACGACGUGGAGACUGCUACACCCCGGCCGAGCUCAGUCAUUAGGAUGGAAGAGCCCGUCCAUGCCAAGGAGAUCACGACAGAGGGAGAGAGAGAAGAGCGAAGGGCAGGGAGCUGUAGAACAACCUGCUAG
Messenger RNA from Cladophialophora bantiana CBS 173.52, 3528 nucleotides. RefSeq lists its product as uncharacterized. Lineage: Eukaryota; Fungi; Ascomycota; Eurotiomycetes; Chaetothyriales; Herpotrichiellaceae. The transcript has a single exon. The record is from RefSeq and is a predicted model, not a curated record. The coding region runs from base 1 to 3528 and encodes 1175 amino acids.